CAGUCGUCCAGUACGGUCUCUAGUAUCUUCUCCGCGGAAUUAUUCGGAGGCGACGGCAACGGCCUGUUCAUCAUCGUCAACGUCAUGACUUCUCCCCUGCCGUCCCCUAAUUGGGCGAACCCACAUCUUUUGUGUGCGACAAUAUCCAAAGGCACCGCUCCUCUGUCUUUCUCUUUCUUUUAAAAGGCAGCAUAUGCGUGCGGGAUAAACGUUCAGCAAGCUGCGAAAGGAAAUGGGUACCUCUCCCCUUCUCUUCUCCCAUGGAAGAUGGCAGAUGAUUCCUUAGCCAUCUGCUUAUCGAAUCGCAUAUGUUCGAUACCUGAUCAUCACGGGCUUUUAGUGAUCCCAACUUGGUGGAAAUCAAUAUUCAUAUCCGAUCGGUCGAGUUUCAUGAGAUGUGGCUCCGGUUGGUGGCCAACAGGCUUCUUCCAAAGAGAUUCGGAAGCCAAAAGUUCAUAUCUGAUGAUCAUGCGGACGAAGAUCAGGACGGGGAAACGGACGCUGAGGUGGGAACUCUCAAACAACGCCCGGCGUCUCGAAGCCUGCUCUUUCCGGUUAUGUCGGAGACCAUCACCAUAGAUCGUCUAUUCACUGAAGAAUACAGGAUUUUCGUGAGCACAUGGAAUGUUGGAGGGAUUCCACCUCCGGAAGAUCUAAAUCUUGAAGACUGGCUCGAUACAGGCAGUAAAUCCUAUGAUAUCUACAUUCUAGGGUUCCAAGAAGUAGUCCCGCUCAAUGCUGGCAACGUUCUAGGUUCAGAGAAUCCAAGCAUUUGCAUGAAAUGGAACAGUUUGAUAAGGACAGCACUCAACAGGAACGACUAUUCAUCAAAUAGGGCGUCUCCCCAAGAGCAGAAGUCGUCUUCCCCGGGGGAGAGACAGAAGGUCUACCCUGUCAACAAGGAGCAGCAGCCGUUCGGUAGCAUUAAUUACAGCAUGGAGAAAGAAUUCGAAGGAAGAAGCAUGAGGAGCAAGAAGGGGGAGUUCCAGUGCUUGAUGAGCAAGCAGAUGGUGGGAAUCAUGGUGACUGCGUGGGUGAGAAGGAGGCUCCGCAGACUCAUCCGCCAUCCCAGCGUCUCCUGCGUUGGUUGUGGGCUCAUGGGUUGCUUGGGUAACAAGGGAUCCGUCUCGGUCCGGUUCCUUCUAAACGGGACGAGUUUCUGUUUCGUGUGCACUCAUCUUGCUUCAGGGGAGAAGGAAGGAGAUGAAAGCCACAGGAAUUGGGGUGUCUCCCAGAUCAUGUCGAGAACCAGAUUCCCGGCCGGACCUUCCAUGGAUUUGCCCCGCACCAUUCUCAGCCAUGAUCGGAUCAUUUGGCUGGGAGAUUUAAAUUAUCGAAUCUCACUACCCGAUCCCGAGACCAGAUCACUUGUAGAGAGGCAUGAAUGGGACACCUUGCAUGAAAAUGACCAACUGAGGGUGGAGCUGUGUGAGGGUGGAGUGUUCGAGGGUUGGCAGGAAGGAAACAUCGGCUUUGCUCCCACCUACAAAUACUCCCCUGAUUCUGACCAGUACCAUGGAUGGCGGCAACAAUCUGCAAUCGGGGAGAAGAAGCGGGCUCCUGCAUGGUGCGACAGAAUACUGUGGUAUGGGAAGGGCAUAAAGCAGAACAGGUACGAGAGAGGUGAGAGCAAGCUUUCCGAUCACCGGCCGGUUCGUGCAACUUUCACUGUAAUCACGGACAUCAUCAACAGCAUUAAACUCAUGGAGAGAUGCUUCUCCUCAGAAAGAUAUGAAAAUUUAGAUAUUGAUCGAUUAAUCUAGGUUCUUUUUGGGCCUCUUUCUUAUUUGUAACAGCAAGGGGUGGAGGUGCGACAUAUUUGUAUGUUUGUAAAAAAAAAAUAUAUGAUAUUAAAAUGAAAUUUUCCUUCCUCA
Nymphaea colorata (pocket water lily) is the source of this 1874-nucleotide messenger RNA. Its product is annotated as type IV inositol polyphosphate 5-phosphatase 9-like. Bases 396 to 1763 code for a protein of 455 amino acids. The record is from RefSeq and is a predicted model, not a curated record. Lineage: Eukaryota; Viridiplantae; Streptophyta; Magnoliopsida; Nymphaeales; Nymphaeaceae. Gene Ontology annotation, molecular function: phosphatidylinositol-4,5-bisphosphate 5-phosphatase activity; inositol-polyphosphate 5-phosphatase activity; phosphatidylinositol-3,4,5-trisphosphate 5-phosphatase activity. The transcript is spliced from 7 exons. Gene Ontology annotation, biological process: phosphatidylinositol dephosphorylation.